This is a messenger RNA of Pseudovirgaria hyperparasitica, 2058 nucleotides long. Its product is annotated as kinase-like protein. Gene Ontology annotation, biological process: intracellular signal transduction; protein phosphorylation. Lineage: Eukaryota; Fungi; Ascomycota; Dothideomycetes; Acrospermales; Acrospermaceae. The transcript is spliced from 2 exons. The record is from RefSeq and is a predicted model, not a curated record. Gene Ontology annotation, molecular function: ATP binding; protein serine/threonine kinase activity. The coding region runs from base 1 to 2058 and encodes 685 amino acids. Gene Ontology annotation, cellular component: cytoplasm.
AUGAGCGAGGGCGAGCCCAACAGCCCGCACGACUACUUCAGUUUGCGCAUCCCGCAUCAACCCACAGAGGCCGCACUGGGUACGACGACUGCAACAUCCACUUCCACAUCAUCGACGCGACCUCGAGCCACGCAUGAGGACCCAUUCACUCCGACCACCCGUCACGAGCUGGACUUUAGCAGUCCAUCGCCAAUUGCCUACGAUACUCUCCCCGUCAUCAGCCACUCGUCACACUCACGAUCCCCCUCUGCUACAGGUCUACACCUCCAGACCGACCUGACCAGCCCCGCCGCCAUCACUCCUCCAAUCCCAAGUCCCUCUCUAGCGCACCACUCUUUCGACAACCACUACUCUACAAGUCUGGAUCCCACAAGCGCUGGGAGUUGGAGUGGCAUUCGCCGCGCCCUCUCCAACGCUUCAAUGGCAAGUUCGCUGUCGCCUGGAUCCGCAUACUCGUCGCCGGCCUUGAAUGCCUUGCUUGACAUCACUCCUCUUCCCUCGCCGCUGAUGUUGGGCGAAUCUCCUGAGAAAUAUAAACGCGCUCGUCCUGAAUCACAAGGGUCUCUCGCCUCCGCUAGCGAUUUUCUGUCCACGAAUUCGAUCGGGCGGUCCGCCAGCAAGAAGAAGUACCAUGGUCUUAUGCCUGCCGCCGUCGAAGCUGCCAGUGUACAGGCUGGUCGCCAAAGAGACGCAAGUCUGGGCCAUACGAGAAAUCGCAGCUUGAGCGAAUACGUCCCUCCUCAGCUGACAAACAAUAUGCGGCCUCGAAACGUCACGCUGUCUGGCCAUAAGCCGGAGGAUACAGAAACUCCGGAGAAGCCACAAAUGCACCGCGAGGAAUAUCUUGCCCACCAAAGAGGUCUGGCACCAACUUCACCCAAAAAAGUCUCCGCCGCAGACCUUCCCACCCCGCCGCCUAGCAAUCGAAGUACAACUGAGAGCGAAGAGGAGGAAGCCAAGGACGAUGGACCGUUGAUUGAAUAUCUGUCGAUCCGGCAUGGUCCGUCAAGACGUGUCAAGCUCUACAGACCAGUUCGCCCUCUCGGCCAAGGUACAUUCAGCAAAGUAAUACUUGCCACGUCCGAAAAGCAGGCUGCGAAGGGCCCUCUCGACGAGGCGACUCUUGAUCCCAAACAGCUCGUAGCCAUAAAGAUCGCACAGAAUGGGCCUGCUGGAGGCGCAGAUGAGGAGCGCAUUGGGCUCAGUCUUAAGCGUGAAAUUGAAAUGCUGCAGAGCAUAUCCCACCCGGCACUCAUUCACCUCAAAGCAUACGAUCGGAACGAGUCGCAGACGCUACUAGUCCUGACAUAUUGUCCUGGUGGCGACCUUUUCGAUCUUGCCAGCUCGAACCGCGACAUUCUCUCCCCUGCGCUCGUCCAGCGCAUUUUCGCCGAGCUCGUUUCCGCAGUGUACUACUUACAUACAGAGCUCAUCGUGCACCGCGAUAUCAAGCUUGAAAACGUCCUCUGCAACAUCACUGCUCCGGAACUCUCCUCUCUUCCCUCUCCAAGGACACAUCCCACGCCCCUUAUCACCCUCACUGAUCUUGGUCUCUCCCGACGCAUCCCUCUUCCGCCCGCCUCGCCACUUCUAGAAACCCGGUGUGGCUCUGAAGACUACGCUGCGCCCGAGAUCCUGCUCGGCCAGCCUUACGACGGCCGCCAGACAGACGCAUGGGCGCUCGGCGUUCUUCUAUACUCCCUCAUCGAAGGUCGGCUACCUUUUGAUCCGCCUCCCGGCAAACAGGGGAGAAGCAGAGGACGCACUGCGCAUCGCGUCGCCCGAUGCGAAUGGGGCUGGUGGCGUUUCGGAGACGAGGACGGGGAGUGGGACGAUACGAAUACGGCUGGCAUUGAAUGGCUUGAGGCGAGGAGAGUUGUAGAGGGCCUGUUGAAGAAAGUGUCGAGAGGGCGAUUAGGGCUAGAUGCCGUCAAGGAGAUGCAGUGGGUGAAAGACGGUAUCCAGGUCGAUGGUGGAAUGAGGAGGAGAGAGGAAGACUUACUAAGUAUCGAUGACACCGUGGAUAUGGUUGCAAGAGGGGAUGGUGGGAGACGGUAG